AUGGUGGAUAUUGAUAUAAAUAAAACAGCUGUUUGUGGAUUAAUUCGAUGUUUUGCACAUGAAGUACUAUCUCGUCAAAAAUCAUAUCAGAAUGAUUUACUUAUAUCAUAUUUACAAUUUAUUAUAUCAUUACGAUCAGAAUGUAUUGAUUAUAGUUUUGCUAAUUAUAUACUAUCUAUUCAACUUUUUCAAGAUAUUCGUCAUGUGGAGUUUCGUAUUUUAAAAUAUUUUGAUUCAUUUGGCAAACGUGUAAAUCAUUCUCCUAUUGGUAAUACUUCAAAUUAUUUAAUUAAGGAAACUGUAGCAUGGGAUAAUGGAAAUCAUAUAACAUUUAAUGUACCAUUUGAUGAUUUAAAAUCAAUAAUUCAUCUUGUCGAUUUAACAUUACACAGUUCUGAUCGUCAAACAAAAAUAACAGCAUGUGAACUCCUACAAUCAAUAAUGGUUUAUAUAAUUGGAAAAAGAGUAAAUAAUUGA
Molecule: messenger RNA, 477 nt
Organism: Rotaria sp. Silwood2
Lineage: Eukaryota; Metazoa; Rotifera; Eurotatoria; Philodinida; Philodinidae
Source: the annotation of a GenBank genome assembly